This is a messenger RNA of Menidia menidia (Atlantic silverside), 2442 nucleotides long. NCBI's taxonomy places the organism in Eukaryota, Metazoa, Chordata, Actinopteri, Atheriniformes, Atherinopsidae. The record is from the annotation of a GenBank genome assembly.
AUGAAUCGGUCUGUCAUGUGCAGCGAGACGGCAGACAGUUCAGCCCGCCAUGUUACGUCCAACGGCCGAAUCCCCGGAACUCAACCGUUAAGCCGUACUUACGGAGGCUUUGCGCAGACUCAGAAGAGCUUCCCUGGUCAGCUGACUAGCCCGUCAACGAACCGGGACGUCCUAACAUCAGCGGUCAGGUGGAGAAACGUCCUGCCAGCAGCCAUGACAGAAUUCUGGUUGAUCUCCGCCCCGGGGGAGAAGACCUGCCAGCAGACCUGGGACAAGCUGAUGGUGGCCACCACCCGCACCAACAACCUGUCCACCAACAACAAGUUCAACAUCCCCGACCUCAAGGUGGGGACGCUGGACGUUCUGGUGGGUUUGUCGGACGAAAUGGCUAAGCUGGACACAUUUGUGGAAAGCGUGGUGAAAAAGGUGGCUCAGUACAUGGCCGACGUUCUGGAGGACAGCCGAGACAAAGUGCAGGAAAACCUGCUGGCCAACGGAGUUGACCUGGUCACCUACAUCACCAGAUUUCAGUGGGACAUGGCCAAAUAUCCCAUCAAACAGUCUCUGAAAAACAUCUCCGAGAUCGUUUCAAAGCAAGCGACUCAAAUAGACAACGACCUGAAGGCCAGAGCUUCCGCUUACAACAAUCUGAAAGGAAACCUGCAGAAUCUGGAGAGAAAGAACGCGGGGAGCCUGUUGACCAGAAGUCUGGCUGACAUUGUGAAGAAGGAGGACUUUGUCCUGGACUCAGAGUACCUGAUCACCAUGCUGGUGGUCGUCCUAAAGACCAGCUAUGCAGACUGGCAGAAGACCUAUGAAACUCUGUCCGAGAUGGUUGUCCCACGCUCCACCAAGCUGCUGUUUGAGGACCACGACAGCGGUUUGUUCAGCGUCACCCUCUUCAGGAAGGCUGUGGACGACUUCAAGCACAAGGCCAGAGAAAACAAGUUUACAGUGCGUGACUUCCAGUACAACGAGGAAGAGAUGAAGGCCGACAAAGAGGAGAUGACGCGUCUGUCCACUGACAAGAAGAAACAGUUUGGUCCUCUGGUCCGAUGGCUGAAGGUGAAUUUCAGUGAGGCUUUCAUCGCCUGGAUUCACAUAAAAGCUCUGCGUGUGUUUGUGGAGUCCGUGCUGAGGUAUGGGCUGCCGGUCAACUUCCAGGCCAUGCUGCUGCAGCCCAACAAGAAGAACAUGAAGAAGCUCAGAGAGGUUCUGUACGACCUCUACAAACAUCUGGACAGCAGUGCGGCCAUCAUCGAUGCCUCCAUGGACAUCCCGGGGCUGAACCUGAGCCAGCAGGAGUACUACCCCUACGUUUACUACAAGAUCGACUGCAACCUGCUGGAUUUCAAAGUUUAAAAACUUUGCCAUCAUCAUCGUCGUCAUCAUCAUCAUGUGCUGUAGUCUUAAUGUGUGACAUGUUCACAUUCAAAGGCUUUAAUUUAUUCCCACUCUGUCCACAUUCUUCCCCUUUUCCCCCUGUUUUCAUCGGUUUUUCCCCCCCUACGUAUUGUAAAAUUUCUGGGACAUUCCUGAGUCCACUGAUAAAGAUGUUUGGAGCAGUGCUGAAUGGCACUUAGCAAGAUUAUGUAACAUUUUUAAGGCAACCUCCCAUCAGCUGUGCUCCGACAUACUUGAAUAUGGGCCUUGGUUUUUGUUAUUUUGUGUUUGUUCCUUCUUGACAUUCCCUCAUCCCUCUGUCUUUUUACAGGCACAUCCCUCCUCAUCCUACUUUAAUCAAACUAAAAAUGUGGAUACGCAUGUGGGAGAAAUCGGGGGGGGAAAUAAAUGUAUGUUGAAUAUAGUAUUUAUUUUAAAACUCUAAAAUCAGUGAACAUGUUUCUGUUUGUUCAGGUUUUGAAAGUGAUGUGUUUUUAGUACCAUGUAGGGAACGCCUGUUUACAAGUAGAUGUCAGCCGGUGUUUAAUUUGUCUGUAAAUCUGUCAAACUCUGAGCUGCUCAUUUAUUUCACAGUGCAGAGAAGCAAUAUGUGUGCAGGUUCUGCUCUUCUGAUUCCCACGACGCUGUCGAACAACCAUCACUAUAAGUACACGUGCAAAUACUGUAUUGUUGGUAUGAAUGAAAGUUGAAACAUAUAUUUAAAAUAAAUGUGAACAAAUCCUGUUAUCUGUGUGAAAAUAACUCGUUCUCAUCUCACUUAGCCACAGAAUAGGUUUUCUUAUCCUGAUACAACAUCAAACCUGUUGUAAGAUAAGGUUUAAAAUGGUUCAGUCUCACCAAACAAACUUUAGUUUGCCAAGUCAGUAUAUUUAUCUUAUUUAUUUAUCUAACACAUAAGACUAUGUACAUUUCAAGUGAUUUCGAAAGAAGGUGGCUUUCCUGGACAUUUUUAAAUAUUUCAUUAAAGGUAAAGCCUUCAAGUCUGUGAUGAUUUUUUGUGUCUUUUAUUCAUUGGCCUCAGAUUGAUAGUAUAGAAGA